Messenger RNA from Dictyostelium discoideum AX4, 1785 nucleotides. RefSeq lists its product as hypothetical. NCBI's taxonomy places the organism in Eukaryota, Evosea, Eumycetozoa, Dictyosteliales, Dictyosteliaceae. The record is from RefSeq and is a predicted model, not a curated record. The transcript has a single exon. The coding region runs from base 1 to 1785 and encodes 594 amino acids.
AUGGAUUUUUUAAAUAAAAAAAUUCAAAAAAUAUUAUUUAUUUGUAUUUUAUCAUUUUUAAUUGUAAAUUUAACUAAAUCAGAAAUUAGUGAAGUUAAAGAUGUUAGUAAAUUUUUAUCAGUAGGUGGAGGAGGUACAGGAGGAUGUCAACAUCCAAUUUAUUGUAAUGGUACAUUAUUAAAAACAAUACAAUUGACACAAGUAUUUAAUGAUUCAAAGACAUUUGUCGAUAUGCCAAUGAGAACAUCAAUAGAGAAUGUUAAUGAAUUGUUCAACCAACUUUUAUUGAACACCAGUAAAAAUGGUGGACCAAAUAAAGAGGAGUUGGCAGCAUUCCUCAGUGAAAAUUUCUACCCAGCAGGGUACGAAGUUGAGCCGGUUACACCAGUAGAUUGGGUGCCAAAUCCAAGUUUUUUAGAUGAAAUCACUGAUCCGAAUUUAGUGGAUUUCGCAAGAAGCAUCCAUGGCAAAUGGCUGGAAUUAACCAGAGUAUUCAACACCAGUGGAUUGUGUGACGGUUGCUAUAGUUCAAUACCUGUGAAUAAUCCAUUCGUAAUUGCAGGUUCAAGAUUCCGUGAGUUCUACUAUUGGGAUAGUUAUUGGAUCAUUCAAGGUUUAUUAGUAUCUGAUAUGACUACAACUGCCAAAGGCAUGUUAAGAAAUUUCGGUGAUAUGAUAACUGAAUUUGGGUUCAUUCCAAAUGGUGGUAGAAUCUAUUACUUAAAUAGAAGUCAACCACCACUUUUCACCCAAAUGGUGAAUAAAUAUUUUGAAGCAACCAAUGGUAGUGAUAUUGAAUUCCUUCAAGAGAUAUUACCAAUUUUAGACCAAGAAUACCAAUGGUGGAUGACCCAUCGUACAACAGAGUUGACCAAUGGGGAAACUGGCGAAAGUGUGAUUUUGAAUCUUUAUAAUGUAAGCAACAAUUCACCACGUCCAGAAUCCUAUUAUGAGGAUUUCACCGACGCUCAGUCAUUUUCAAGUGUUGAAGAAAAGGAUUAUUUCUAUAGUUCAAUUGCCAGUGGUGCAGAGAGUGGUUGGGAUUUCUCAAGUCGUUGGAUGAGUCCAUCUGACAAUACCAAUUUAACAACCAUCCAAACCGUUGAUGUAGUACCUGUGGAUUUAAAUUCCAUACUUUAUUUAAAUGAAAAGAUUCUUUCAUCAUUCCAUAGAACACUUGGCAACAAUUCAAUGGCAGUCUAUUACCAAGCUCAAUCCGAGUCAAGAGUGGAUGCAAUGCAACAAGUGUUUUUCAAUGAGGAUACUUACCAAUGGAAUGAUUAUAACUUGAAAACUAGCACAAACAAUGAGGCUUGGUAUACUUCAAAUAUUUUACCAUUGUUUGCCGACAUUCAAUCCUCAAUCGAUAUGGAUAACCAAGAGAUUGAUCUCAUCUUUAAGAGUUUGGCAAAUGUUUUAAUAGCCUAUCCAGGUGGUGUCCCUACUUCACUUAUCUCUGCCCAAAGUUUACAAUGGGAUGGUUUAAACGUUUGGCCACCACUUCAAUAUUGGAUCAUUGAAUCAAUUAUGACUCCAAAUACUACAUUUUCAAAUAUGAUUGGUAAAAAUUUAAUUGAUCGUUGGAUCACUACAAACUUUUGUGGUUGGAAUUCAACUUUGGAAUCUGAAGGUGGUAUGAUGUUUGAAAAAUAUAAUGCAAACUAUAUUGGUGUACCUGGUGGUGGUGGUGAAUAUGUUGUUCAAAAUGGUUUUGGUUGGACAAAUGGUGUUGAUUUAUAUUUAUUAAAAAAAUAUGGUAAAUCAAUAACUUUAAAUAGUUGUUAA